UUGUGAGCUCAGCGGCACACGGGCUCCAGCAGUUGGUUCGGUGAUUAAUGUCGGAGUGGCCCCGGGGUUCCGCAGAGUUCUGUACCGCCGGGUGUCUGAGCGGCGGCGGCGGUUUGGCGGGUUUAUUGGCGGGGAUGGCGGCUCGGUGUGACCGGGGGGCGGUGAAGACGUGGCCGGCUCCGGCUCUACAAUGUCUCGCCGCUCCGCAGCUCAGCGUUUGGCAAGAACAGACUAGCCUAGCCCGGGUGCUAAAGCGGAGCCGCACGGAUCUCCAGCUUCCCCCCGGGGAUCCUGGAUCACACCGGCCGUGUCCGCGCCGACUGUUUACCGGGCCCGAGUAACCGGAGCUGAAGCCGUGACUGGCAGUGAGCAGAUCAUGAUUAAACCCAUCGGAGGCUGCUAUGCUGGUCUAAGCAUGGAAGAGGUGUUGGGCUGGGUAAAAAGGAGCACCAUCUGCAGCGUGCAAUCUCGGCACAGCAGGUGUACGGAGAGAAGAGGGACAACAUGGUGAUUCCUGUGCCCGAGGCAGAGAGCAACAUCACUUACUAUGAUUCCCUCUACCCAGGGGACUUCAAGAUGCCCAAGCAGCUUAUUCACAUACAGCCCUUCAGCUUGGACACGGAGCAGCCAGACUAUGACCUGGACGCGGAUGAUGAAAUGUUCGUGAACAGGCUGAAGAAGAAGUUGGAGGUAGGGGCACUGCAGUUUGAGGAGAUGAUCGACCGGCUGGAAAAAGGCAGCGGACAGCAGUUGGUAACUUUGCAGGAGGCGAAGCUUCUUUUAAAGGAGGAUGACGAGUUGAUCAGGGAAGUGUUUGAGUACUGGAGCAGAAAAAGGAAGUUGUGUCCGAGCGGAUCUCUCAUUCCCACUGUCAAACAGGAGAAACGAGAUGGCUCUAGUACCAAUGACCCCUACGUGGCCUUCAGGCGCAGAACCGAGAAAAUGCAGACCAGGAAGAACCGCAAGAAUGACGAGGUUUCAUAUGAGAAGAUGUUAAAGUUAAGGAGAGACCUGAGUAGAGCCGUCACCAUCUUGGAGAUGAUCAAGCGUCGUGAGAAGAGCAAGAGGGAACUUCUGCACCUCACACUGGAGAUAGUGGAGAAGAGGAAUGGAAUGGCUGAUUUUGGUGGAGAGGUGAUGGCGGAGGUUUUGGCCCAGAGGGCACUGGAGAAGCCGGUGAUCCCCCUGAUCCCCAUCACAAACAGCAACCAGUACAGACACACGGAGCACGACCGCGAAUACAAGACCAAGGUGGAUAAGCCAGAAGUGGUGCGUCAGAAAAGGAAGUAUGAGAAGAAGCCGAAGCCGUUGCCGCUGGCUGGCUCUCACCACUCCAGCCCCGUGGCCUUCAACACUAAAGACCUCAACCAGUAUGACUUCCCCAGCUCAGACGAAGAGCCCUACUCACAGCUGUUUUCUGGAUCGUCGGAGGCGGAAGAGGAGAAUGAUCCUGAUGGUGUGUUUGCGUUCAGGAGGAGAUCUGGCUGCCACUAUCACGCUGUGCGUGAGGGACAGACCGGUUCUUGGCCUUGGUCGGACCCUGCGGAAGGCGGUUUAGGAGGCGUUCGAUACCGAUACUCUCUCACCACGCUCACGCUACCACGGCGGUGUAUGGGGCUGGCACGGCGGCGGGUUGGAAGAGGGGGCAGGGUUCUGUUGGAUCGAGCUCACUCUGACUGCGACGCUGUAUAUCAUGGGCUGGACCUGGAUUCUCCUGCGUCUCCGGCUCCCUCCCCCUCCACCCACCCACCCGUUAAUAUGGAUACCUCACACGCCUCCAUCAGUACCUCCUCCUCUGCCUCAGCUCCUUCCUCCUCCCCCUCUUCGUCCUCCCUGGACCUCUCGCAGAUACUCCGAAAUAUCAAAGCUAGCCGCUGGAGGCAUUUCAGACCCCGUCUGACGCAGUCCAACGACCCCAACAACCCCCAGCCUGGAAUGGCACGAAGACCAGGCCGCGGACACCUCAUCCAGCCAAUCAAUCCCCUGAUACGAAGUCGAACAACCAGCCGAACGCUAGCCCCCCCGCCCACACCUGUUUUAACGGCUGAGCAGUACCAGCAGCAUCAGGAGCAGUUGGCACUGAUGCAGAAACAGCAGCUGGAGCAGGAACAGCAACAGCAAAGAUCCAGUGCCAACACACAGAGUUUAUCCAAGGUUUUAGACUCUGCGAGUGCCCAGUUUGCCGCGUCUGCACUGGUGACCUCAGACCAGUUAAUGGCACUGAAGAGUAAAGAGGAUGGAAUUCUGGGAGUUGGAGUCAACGGUGUUUCGGCCUCAGGAGUCUAUAAGGGCUUGCACCACAUGAGCACAACCUCUACGAGCCCUGUCCCCUCCUCUAACCACCAGUGUGACGCCCCUACCUCCACCCCCAACAACGGAACCUCCUCAGCCAAUCAUCACGUAGGCUCCACCAGCCCCGCCCCUGCGCAGGCGCUGCUGGCUGGGGCUGUGAGGGUUGGUGUGCCACCGCCAGGAGCGGCACUGAGUGUGCGGCACCUCCAGCGCCAGCUCACGGUCCCGGCUUCUGCCCUCAAACUCGCCGCUAACGCCAACCGACAGAUCCCGAAAGUCACAGCAGGGUCGACUGCUCUCGACAUGGGGACCAGGGAAAACCACGAUCAAGAAAAGCCAACAUUAAACAGUAUAGCAGAAAACACAGUAGCCAUGGAGGUUACGUAGCCCCGCCCACUCUCCACUCCUCCUCCCACUCCUCCCCCUCUCACCACCCCGAGAUUUGGGGCAUCUACUCUAGGUGCUGUGCAUCGUAGUGACGCUGUGUUUCAUGGCAACCGUUGGGACUUUACUGCAAUGCUCGUCUUUCUUUGUUUUGUUUUUUUUCUUUGUUACUGUUUAAAAUAAAUAUCAACAUCUGUAAAUUAUGAAAUAAGGCAUUUAUUCUAUGUACAGUACUACAUAUUUGUAAUAUGGCCCUUUGUAUAUAACAUUACUUGAAUACAGAAAAUUGUUCGGUUGUGAUGUUUUGCACUUGGGGGGG
This is a messenger RNA of Astyanax mexicanus (Mexican tetra), 2995 nucleotides long. RefSeq names its product enhancer of polycomb homolog 1 (Drosophila) b (gene epc1b). The transcript has 15 exons. The record is from RefSeq and is a predicted model, not a curated record. NCBI's taxonomy places the organism in Eukaryota, Metazoa, Chordata, Actinopteri, Characiformes, Acestrorhamphidae. Gene Ontology annotation, biological process: regulation of transcription by RNA polymerase II. The coding region runs from base 505 to 2679 and encodes 724 amino acids. Gene Ontology annotation, cellular component: piccolo histone acetyltransferase complex.